Messenger RNA from Stereum hirsutum FP-91666 SS1, 3116 nucleotides. RefSeq lists its product as uncharacterized. Bases 24 to 2942 code for a protein of 972 amino acids. The record is from RefSeq and is a predicted model, not a curated record. The transcript has 21 exons. Gene Ontology annotation, molecular function: carbohydrate binding; hydrolase activity, hydrolyzing O-glycosyl compounds. NCBI's taxonomy places the organism in Eukaryota, Fungi, Basidiomycota, Agaricomycetes, Russulales, Stereaceae. Gene Ontology annotation, biological process: carbohydrate metabolic process.
AGGUGCUCGUUUUCUUUGCAGCAAUGUUGGCUGCCUCCCUCUACCACCUGGGAAUGCUGCUAGGCGCUGCGACAGUUACCUCCGCUGCGACUGCGUGGUCUUACAAUGUCUCUAGUUGCCCAGGGUACACACUGGAUUCUCUGCAGACAACUCAACACGGCCUCACGGCCUCACUAAACCUGGCUGGAGAUGCGUGCAACGCAUUCUCGAGUGAUAUCGCAAAUCUGACCGUCGAGGUCACGUACGAGUCUCAAUCUAGGCUUCACGUCCAUAUAUACGACACUGCAUCGCAGCAAUUCACUCUUCCGCAAGCUUACUUUGAGACCCGCUCCUCGCCUCCAACCUCGACAUCCCCAACGUUCGUCAAUUCCUCGGACCUCGAGUUCAACUACGAUUCUACUCCUUUCGCCUUCUGGAUCACCCGCCGUUCGGAUCCAGGCUCAGCUCCUCUCUUCGACACUCGGAUCUCCUCGCUACCUCCCACCCCAAUUGCCGCAUUUGUAAACUCCCCUGCAGAUGGUUCCAGCACUGGCUUCGAUGGGUUCCCCCUCGUGUUUGAGGACCAGUACCUCCAGCUGACGUCCGCACUUCCACUGGAUGCAAAUAUCUAUGGCCUCGGUGAAGUCGUGUCCAGUAGUGGGUUCAGGAGAGAUGUGAACGUGAAUGGUACGCUGCAGACAUCUUGGGCUCGCGAUGACGCGGACCCGGUGAACCUGAACGUCUACGGUUCGCAUACCGUGUAUAUGGAACAUCGAUUCAAUGAAACCACAAACACUUCGCAGUCCCAUGGAGUUUUCUUAUCAAGUGCCGCUGGAUCCGACGUCCUGCUCGCCUCGCCGCCUUCCUCAAACUCCUCUCUCAUCCAGUAUCGCAUGCUUGGCGGAACACUUGAUUUAUACUUUCUUUCGGGGCCUGAUCCUAAGUCUGUCAUUGAACAGUAUAGCGACGUCGUGGGAAAGCCGGCUUGGCAACCUAUGUGGGGUUUUGGCUUUCAUCUCUGCCGGUGGGGAUACACGAACCUGUCUGAGGUGCAAGAGCAAGUUGAAAACAUGCGAGCUGCGAAUGUACCUCUUGAGACUAUGUGGAAUGAUAUCGACGUUUAUCACUCCCUCCGUGAUUUCACCUCUGAUCCAAUCAGCUACCCUGGCGAUCAAAUGAGAGACUUCAUCCGAAAUCUGAGCGCCAACGGCCAACAUUACAUCCCCAUUCUUGACGCAGCCAUCAAUCAUGCCGCAAACGACACAGACGUUUAUUAUCCGUUCUCAGUCGGAGUAGAGAAAGAUAUCUUCAUCAAGAACCCGGAUGGCUCCCUAUAUAUAGGCCAAGUGUGGCCCGGGUAUACAGUAUUCCCUGACUGGUUCGCCAACAACACCGAGGAAGUGUGGAUGCAGGCUCUCGCCAACUGGUCGUUGGGUGGCGUCGAAUACUCCGGUUUGUGGUUGGACAUGAACGAAGUCAGUUCAUUUUGCGUUGGCUCGUGUGGGACUGGUGCGAACCUCUCGAAUACGUCUGUUCCUGUCUCGCUGCCCGGAGACCCUGACAGCCCAGUAGUUGACUAUCCGGAAGGAUACAACUCCACGAUCUCAGGACCUAGCGGUAAUCUGACCGUCAACGGAACAUUGACCUACGGCGCCGGAGCCGAACCAUUCGCUGAGCCUAUCAGACGGUUUACCGUCUCGAAACGUGGAUUAGGAGAGGCGAACGAGACCAAUGUUGACCUGAAUAAUCCACCGUACACUAUCCACAACGGCUUCCAAGGACUCUCGAACCAUACCAUCGCUACCAACGCGACCCAUGCCAGUGGUUACGUCGAAUUGGACACUCAUAAUAUGUGGGGAUAUAUGGAAGAACGAGCGACGAACCUUGCGCUUAGACAGAUUCACCCUGGCCAGAGACCCUUCAUGAUUAGUCGGUCAUCCUUCCCUAGUUCUGGGUCUUGGACGGGGCACUGGCUCGGCGAUAAUUACAGCAAGUGGGCAUACUUGCAGUACAGUAUCUCAGGCGUUCUCCAGUUCCAGCUAUUCCAAAUCCCUAUGGUCGGGGCGGACACUUGUGGCUUUAUUGGCAACACUGAUGAAGAGCUGUGCAACCGCUGGAUGCAGGCCUCAGCGUUCGUUCCCUUCUACCGCAACCACAACCAGCGCGGUGCCCUUUCUCAGGAGCCGUAUCGAUGGGACAGUGUCGCUGAAGCCAGCCGUACCGCGAUGGCAAUUCGAUAUUCCCUACUACCAUACUGGUACACCUUAUUCGCGAAUGCGUCCAUGUUUGGGACGCCACCUGUACGGGCUUUGUUCUAUGAGUUCCCGAACGAGCCAGAGCUCUUCAGCGUCUCCCUGCAAUGGAUGAUUGGAAGCGACAUCUUGGUCACCCCGGUGACAACUCCCAACGUCUCUACUGUUGACGGCAUAUUCCCUGGUCGUGGAUCCGAAACCUGGCGCGACUGGUAUACUCACGAAGCCGUGAACGCCACAUCGGGUGGCACCACCACUCUUUCAGCGCCAUUGGGCCACAUCCCGGUUCACAUCCGUUCCGGAGCCGCCAUCCUUCUUCACUCCCAACCGGGAUACACAACGAACGAGACCCUUCAAUCUCCUUACUCCCUCUUGGUCUCACUUUCCUCUGAUGGAUCGGCAUCUGGAUCCGCGUACAUUGACGACGGAAUCACACUACCCACUGGAAACAUCACGGUAUCGAAUCGGACGCUCGCAUUCUCAGUCGGCGAUGGACACUUGAGUAUAACCAGCCAGGGUGAUUGGCAGGUCGCGCAAAAAAUGGACAUCUUGACCGUUCUAGGAGUGCAGACUCAACCAAUUGUGGUCAGCAUCGGUGGCGUUAACUUGACGAGCGGAUUCACGUAUGACAGUGGGGUGCAGAGGUUAAAUGUGACGGAAAUGGGGGUGGAUUUGAAUGCUGAGGGCCCAACAGUCGUCGCUUGGAGUUGAAGAGAAAUAGGAGAGCGUCACUGUCUGGGUUCUUCGUGACCUGAAGCAAAAUCCUUGCUCGUUUUCUUUAUUUUAUCGCUCUUGGUUUCCGAUCUUCAGGCACUCUAUCCAUUAACUUGCCGAUCCAAUGCGAUCUUCGAAGACCGAUGUGGUACUCUACUUCGAUGUCUGACU